UUCCCUUGCUCAGUCAAUUGCCAGAAUUCUCUCCAAAGAAUGUCUGUGCGCAGAGACCACAUCAGCAUUGCGCAAUUGCGCCCACGCGCAGCUUGGAGGCAACAGUGCUUGGGAGGCUGCCGGGGUCCACUGAAAGGGGGAGCUGUUGGAUGUGAGCCUGGUGAGAGGGAUGGCGACCUUGCUGUAGUCGCGGAUGUAAUCCUCCAUAGCCUUCUUCUCGGGACGCGAGAGAUUGUAGAGGCGGUUGGUGGGAAGUGGAGCUCCCGGCAAGAGAAAAUUGCACAAGCCGAAAGGGACUCAAUGCAUCAUGCUUCGUGCAUGAAUUCACUGGCAUCUUCCAGGGCCAAACAGCACGUUUUAAGAUGACGUCUGUUUGUGGACAUGUGAUGAGUCUGGAUUUUAUUGCUAAGUACAACAACUGGGAUAAGGUGGACCCUGCAGAACUUUUCAGCAAAGCGCCAACAGAAAAAAAGGAGGUCAACCCCAAACUCAACAUGGUGAAAUUCCUCCAAGUUGAAGCCAGAGGUUGUGACUACUUGGUUUUAUGGUUGGACUGUGAUAAAGAAGGGGAGAACAUCUGUUUUGAGGUUUUAGAGGCUGUACAACCAGUGAUGAAGGGGGUCGUUCGGGAGCAGACAGUUUACCGUGCCAAAUUCAGCUCCAUUACUGACACUGAUAUCUGGAAGGCUAUGAAUCACCUUGGAGAGCCCAACCACAAUGAAGCCCUUGCAGUGGAUGCACGGCAGGAACUGGAUUUACGCAUUGGUUGUGCCUUCACUCGGUUCCAAACCAAAUAUUUCCAAGGGAAGUAUGGAAAUCUGGAUUCUUCUUUAAUAUCAUUUGGACCUUGCCAGACCCCAACUCUCGGCUUCUGUGUGGAACGUCAUGACAAAAUCCAGUCCUUUAAACCAGAGAACUACUGGGUUAUAAAUGCAAAGGUCUUCAAAGGGAAGGACAACCCAUUGAUCCUUGAUUGGAAUCGGGUUAAGGUCUUCGACAAGGAGGUGGGCCAAAUGUUUGUCAACCUGGUCAAGACAUCCAAGGAAGCCCAGGUGGAGUCAGUGAUUAAGAAGGAGAAGACUAAGCCAAGACCCUUGGCUCUAAACACCGUCGAGAUGUUGAGAGUGGCAAGCUCUUCCCUAGGUAUGGCUCCACAGUAUACUAUGCAGAUUGCUGAGCGUUUGUACACACAGGGCUACAUCAGCUAUCCUCGGACGGAAACGACGCACUAUCCAGAAAAUUUUGACCUGAAAGGAACACUGAAGCAGCAGAUCAACUCUCGUUUUUGGGGGGAGGAGGUGAAAAAUCUACUAUCAAACGGAAUAAACCAUCCUAAGAAAGGUGUUGAUGUUGGAGAUCAUCCACCCAUAACUCCCAUGCAUACUGCCUCAGAAGUAGAAUUAGGAAGUGAUGGAUGGCGCCUUUAUGAGUACAUCACAAGACAUUUCAUUGCCACUGUCAGUCAGGACUGCAAAUAUCUGCAGACAACAAUUGCCUUCAACAUUGGCACUGAAGCGUUCACAUGUAGUGGAAAAACCCUAAUCUCACCAGGGUACACUGCUUUGAUGCCAUGGCAGGGAAUCUCUCUUGAAGAAGACCUACCUGUCUGUGAAAGUGGAGACAUUUUCACAGUAGAUGAGAUCAAGCUUGUGGAAAAGCAGACUACUCCCCCAGACUACUUGACUGAGGCUGAACUCAUCACUCUUAUGGAGAAACACGGCAUCGGUACUGAUGCCAGUAUCCCUGUCCACAUAAACAACAUCUGUCAAAGGAACUAUGUAACAGUAGAGAAUGGACGCAAGUUGAAGCCUACGAACCUGGGAAUUGUCCUAGUACAUGGCUACUACAAGAUAGAUGCAGAGCUUGUACUCCCCACCAUUCGCAGUGCUGUUGAAAAGCAACUCAAUCUAAUUGCACUUGGUAAGGCCCACUUCCAGGAAGUACUCCAGCAUGCAUUGGAUAUCUUCAAGAGGAAGUUUCACUAUUUUGUGGACUCCAUCUGUGGUAUGGAUGAAUUGAUGGAAGUCUCUUUUUCACCAAUUGCUGAUGCAGGCAAGCCCAUGUCUCGCUGUGGCAAGUGCCGUCGGUUCAUGAAAUUCAUCCAGGCUAAACCCAGUCGACUCCACUGCUCCCACUGUGAUGAGACAUAUAGUCUACCCCAGAAUGGAGCCAUCAAGCUGUACAAGGAGCUUCGCUGUCCACUGGAUGACUUUGAGCUAGUGCUGUGGACCUCUGGCACCCGAGGCAAAAGUUACCCCCUGUGCCCGUACUGCUUUAGCAAUCCACCUUUCCGAGACAUGAAAAAAAAUGUGGGAUGCAAUGAAUGUACCCAUCCUUCCUGUCAGCACUCCCUCAACUCUUUGGGUAUUGGUCAGUGUGUGGAGUGUGACAGUGGAGUUUUGGUGCUGGAUCCAACCUCUGGGCCAAAAUGGAAGAUGUCAUGUAAUAGAUGCAACGUAGUAGUUCAUUUCUUUGAACAUGCACAUCGAGUACAGGUUGCUCAGGAGAAUUGCAAUGCAUGUGAUGCCUUGCUGGUCACAGUAGACUUCAAUAAAGCUCGCACCCCACUACCUGCCAGUGAGACCCAACACACCGGCUGUGUUUUCUGUGAUUCAGUCUUCCAGGACCUUGUGGCACUUAAACAUGCUACAAUGAGGCACCCCAUGCAUCGAGGUGGAGGUGCAAGACGAGGACAUGGGCGAGGCAGAGGACGCCGUGGCCCUCCAAAAAAGCCUAAAGACAAAAUGGCUGAAUUAGCAGCGUAUUUUGUGUAGUACUUUAAUGUGCAUAUUCUCACAUAGUCUUGAUCAAUCUGAAAGAAAGAAAUCUGACCUAAUGUUCAACUGUGGCAAUCUAGUGUCUGAAUAAGGUGUCCGUAUGAUAUUUCAGGUUUUGUUUUAAAUAAAUUUGCCAUAAUGUUAUAUUCAGGGUUCCUGCGCAAGUGUGGAAAGUAUGGAAAAGUCAAGAAUUUGAUUCCCCCCACACUGUUUAAAAAAACAACCAAAAAAAACAUUAACAUUAACAUGUUGUGA
This is a messenger RNA of Phycodurus eques (leafy seadragon), 3032 nucleotides long. It is a transcript of the gene top3b, whose product is annotated as DNA topoisomerase III beta. The coding region runs from base 363 to 2774 and encodes 803 amino acids. Lineage: Eukaryota; Metazoa; Chordata; Actinopteri; Syngnathiformes; Syngnathidae. The transcript has 19 exons. Gene Ontology annotation, molecular function: DNA binding; DNA topoisomerase type I (single strand cut, ATP-independent) activity. The record is from RefSeq and is a predicted model, not a curated record. Gene Ontology annotation, cellular component: nucleus. Gene Ontology annotation, biological process: DNA topological change.